GAUUAAGCUGCAGUGGUCAGGCGGAGGUAUAAUGUCCUCCUGGCAGAUUUAUGUGGAUCAUCUGAUGUCCAACGGCGCGUGCCAGGACUCCGCCAUUGUGGGCUGUAACUCGGACUCUAAGUACGUUUGGGCGGCGCACGCGGGGGGCGCGUUCAACAACAUCACGCCCACAGAGAUCGACGUGCUGGUCGGGAAGGACAGAGAGAGUUUCUUUACUAACGGUUUGACUCUCGGCUCUAAGAAGUGUUCUGUGAUCCGUGACAGUCUGCUGGUGGACAACGACGGGACGAUGGACAUAAGGACAAAGAGCCAAUCAGGAGAGCCGACGUUCAACGUGUCUGUAGGCAAAGCGGGUAAAGCGUUGGUUCUAGUGAUGGGUAAAGAGGGAAUGCAUGGCGGAACGCUGAACAAGAAGGCUUUCCACAUGGCUGAGUACCUGCGCAAGUCCGGAUACUGACCACAGCGCCGUCCACCCAGAAAACACUACAUUUAAACAGUUCACACCUGCUGCUCCACACACACACUUUCCUUUUUGGUCCUCAAUUCACUGCCAAUGAAGAAAUGAAGGAAAAUUACAAACUCAAGAAGAAAGACGUCAGUAUUUGAUUUUGAUUUAUUAUCUGAUCAACGAUUUCAGUAUUUACUGUCAUUUUUCCAGAUUCCGUCUGAAUGAGUUUCUUGUUCCUGUUUUUAAUUUCGUCCUAUUCCCGUUUUUGUUUAUCUCUGAAUUAUUGUAAACAUGAUUAUACUGAAGCUCCGCCCACCCGAGUUUUGGGAUAAACCCUCCAAUGAGGUUUCGUUCCCGUAGAGUUUUCUGUAAACGUCCCGCUCCAAUUUUAUUUCAUUUUCAGGUUCUGGAGUUCAGGCUGUCUGGAAAGUUGCUUCAUUUUUUUUUUUUAAGGAUUAAUUUUUAAUUAAUUUCCAUCCAAUUAUUUACACAGAAGCUCUGAAACUCGUUUUAAAGGACGGAUUUUAGCCUUUUAGCUUUUUUUAUUUUAAUAAAACACUAACGUACUCCUGAUGUUUCUCUCCUCGGUGGAUUCAAUGCAGUUUAACUUUUUUAUAGAUUUAUUAAUUACUGCAUUUUAAGCUGUUAAAAUGGUAAAAUUGUAAGCCAGAUGUUAAAUAAUGUUAAAGCUCAGAUCCAAAUAAAACACUAAAGUAGAAUGAACUGAACAAACGAGUUGGUGGUUGGUUGAAAAACGCGUUCAUUCUGUGCCAAAACACUGACGGAACAUGUUUCUGUUGACGGAUUUUAAGUCGUUUUAUUUGUAUUUUUGCACAGAUUCAAAAUUUGCUGCUGAUUUUCCCUCCAAACUUUUACAUUUGAUUACAUAUCAAACCCAUAAAACGCCAUCGGCUGAUUCACUGUUUACAGACUGAUCAAUAAAUUUAUUACCUGAUGAUUGUUUUCCUUUUCUGUGCGUGCACACACACACACACACACACAGUCUCUUUCUCUCUCUCCCACAAACACACACACACACUCUCUCUCUC
Molecule: messenger RNA, 1497 nt
Organism: Pygocentrus nattereri (red-bellied piranha)
Lineage: Eukaryota; Metazoa; Chordata; Actinopteri; Characiformes; Serrasalmidae
Product: profilin-2-like
Exons: 3
Coding region: 32-457 (141 amino acids)
Biological process (GO): positive regulation of actin filament bundle assembly; regulation of actin filament polymerization; actin cytoskeleton organization
Cellular component (GO): cytoplasm
Molecular function (GO): actin binding
Source: RefSeq, a predicted model, not a curated record